AUUGGUGCUGGGGAGAGAACCAGCGGGUUGCUAUCAUUUAAUGGUGGAGUUCGUUGGAGAGAUUAUCGGAGCUAGCAUUAGCCUCCAUAGCUAACAGUAGCUAGUGUCUUUGCGACACUGCUGCACCGUUUAACGUCGCUUUGAAACAAGAACAGUGAUGCUUGUAAACUACCUAAAGUUGGGGCUGUUUUCUAACCUGAAACACGUUGUGUCCAAGCAACAAUAAACACUUUAUAUAAUAUUACAAGCGCGCAAGAGCUCAUUUAGCCGUAAUCGAUGCUACGUAGUGGGCCAAUUGCUCUCAGGGAUUGUAGAGCUAACCUGCUGUAGUAAAUAAAAAUAAUCCUGAGAGAUCACUGUUCAAACACGGCUGUGGAUCCAUAUGUUUAUGCAUGUACAGUAGCCAGGUUUCCAUCAGGUUUUACACAAGAUUUAAACCAGGUGACACGAGGUAUGUUUGGUGCUAACCGGAAGAAGUUUAUGGAGGGAGGGGUAGAGAGCGACUACGCGGACGACUCCAGCCUCUACUACACCCAACAGUCCAUGUUCCCUCCUCACCGCCCUGACAAAGAUAUGCUGGCGUCUUCCUCUGCUUCCUCAACGGGUCAACUGUCACAGCUAGGAGCCAGUUUAUAUGGCCCACAGAGUGCUUUGGGGUUUCCCAUGCGUGGUAUGAACAGCAGCGCAGCUCCUCAGUUAAGUCGAAGUGGGUUGAACCAGUCUGCCAGUCAGCUCCCGAGUCAUGCCAGUGCACCCAACACUGGCACGAUGCACACGCCUCCCUCACCGAGCAGGGGUAUCCUGCCGAUGAGCACCCGCAGCGUGCUGAACCACAACCAGCAGGUGGGGGGUCCGACGGGGCAGUCGGGUGGGAUGGGAGGCGUUGGGGUGGAGAGGGGAGGUGGCGUCGGAGGAGGGAGGAGCAGCAGCAUGGGGAGUCCCAGCCGGUCGUCACCCAGCAUCAUCGGCAUGCCCAAACAGCAGCAAGCACGGCAGCCUUUCACCAUCAACAGUAUGUCGGGGUUUGGUGUGAACAGGAAUCCAGGCUACAACAUGAACAACUCCCUAUCCAACAACAUCUUCAAUGGCACAGACGGCAGUGAGAAUGUGACGGGGUUGGACCUGUCAGACUUCCCAGCGUUAGCAGACAGGAGUCGGAGGGAUGGAGGCUCAAAUCCAACCCCACUGCUCAACCCGCUGGCCGGUCGGGCUCCUUACGUUGGCAUGGUAACCAAGCCGUCCAGUGAGCAGUCGCAGGACUUCUCCAUCCAUAACGAAGAUUUCCCAGCUCUCCCUGGGCCAAACUACCAAACAAAAGACCCCACCAGCACCAACGAAGACAGCAAAACGCGCUCUCACGUCCUGACUCGUCCCAUUUUUUCGGACUGUUUUUUCCCUCCGUUUUUGUCCAAUCAGAAUCUGAACUCAUCGGGAAAGCCCACCUCUAACUCAGAUGGUCCAAAGUUCCCCGGCGACAAGAGCUCUGCGCCUAGCAACAACAACCAGCAGAAGAAAGGGAUUCAGGUGCUUCCCGACGGGCGUGUGACCAACAUCCCGAUCGGCAUGGUAACGGACCAGUUUGGGAUGAUCGGGUUGCUAACGUUCAUCCGGGCGGCAGAGACGGACCCCGGCAUGGUCCACCUGGCGCUGGGCUCUGACCUCACCACACUCGGCCUCAACCUCAACUCACCUGAGAAUCUCUAUCCUAAAUUUGCGUCUCCCUGGGCGUCGGCUCCGUGUCGACCGCAGGACAUAGACUUCCACGUCCCCUCAGAGUAUUUAACCAACAUCCACAUAAGGGACAAGUUAGCAGCUAUCAAGUUGUCUCGGUAUGGUGAAGACCUGCUGUUUUAUCUCUACUAUAUGAACGGAGGAGACCUACUACAACUCCUGGCUGCAGUAGAACUGUUUAACAGGGACUGGAGGUACCAUAAAGAGGAGCGGGUUUGGAUCACCCGGGCUCCGGGUAUGGAGCCCACGCUGAAGACCAACGCCUACGAGAGAGGGACCUACUACUUCUUCGACUGCCUCAACUGGAGGAAAGUGGCAAAGGAGUUUCAUCUGGAGUAUGACAAACUAGAAGAGCGACCUCACGUUCCCUCCACAUUCAACUACAAUCCUGCCCAGCAGGCCUUCUGAUUGGCUCUACCUCCUCCUGCCUGCCUGCCAUUGGCCCUCCUGGCUCAUCAAUCAUCACCUUUUAGGUUUUUCCACCUCCACACACUCAAAUCUGGCCAAUAAGGACCGGGGACAGGAGACGACGUCCUGGCUCUCCCAAACAAAUCUCUGAAUAGACUUUAUGAUUUUAACUUUUCUGUUUGUUCUUUACCUCAUUUUCUGUUUAUUUUGUUUAUUUUAUUUCCCGCCCCUCCUCCAUGACAGACGUAAAGUCAGCAGACAGCACAGUACAACACACAGCGACGCCAAAUAACCGUCCAUCUGAUCGGUGAUUUCUAUUCACUCUUAUUGAUUGACUAUUUUUGUCUAGAGAAGCUUUUAAGAAGAACCAGAUUUUAAACACAGAAUUAAAUCACCCGUCAGGUGGAUCAUUAUUUCACACUGUGUCUCACCUCUCUGAUCUUUGGCAGGAAAAUAUUUAUCUUCAUAUUUUACCAGGGUUUUUCAGCAGCAUUACAAAUCAAACACACACACACAUACAAACAUCAGCAGACAGCGGAGUCAGGAGAGGAAAUGCAAUGUACAUUGUAGCACUAUUUCAUAAUAAAAGAAGAAAAAAUAUUUUUUUUGGUUUGUUGAUGUUAUGUGGCGACACGUGGUUUAAUUUUAAAGCUUCUUUUUUUUACUUAAUGAGGUGAAGUUUAGCACUUUUCACAUUGACGCAGCUCCUUCCCAGUUUUCACCAUUAUUCUUUAUUAUCGUUCUGUUUUUAUUCCGACAUUACAGCUCCCUUCCUCCCUCUGCCAGCGGAGAUCCCCGUUUCUUCACCUUUCAAUAUUUUAAUUCCUCU
This is a messenger RNA of Sebastes umbrosus (honeycomb rockfish), 2968 nucleotides long. RefSeq names its product CCR4-NOT transcription complex subunit 2-like. The coding region runs from base 454 to 2139 and encodes 561 amino acids. The record is from RefSeq and is a predicted model, not a curated record. Gene Ontology annotation, cellular component: CCR4-NOT core complex; P-body. NCBI's taxonomy places the organism in Eukaryota, Metazoa, Chordata, Actinopteri, Perciformes, Sebastidae. Gene Ontology annotation, biological process: regulation of stem cell population maintenance; regulation of DNA-templated transcription; nuclear-transcribed mRNA poly(A) tail shortening. The transcript has 15 exons.